Messenger RNA from Acyrthosiphon pisum (pea aphid), 1354 nucleotides. It is a transcript of the gene Bud31, whose product is annotated as BUD31 homolog. NCBI's taxonomy places the organism in Eukaryota, Metazoa, Arthropoda, Insecta, Hemiptera, Aphididae. The transcript is spliced from 4 exons. The coding region runs from base 183 to 617 and encodes 144 amino acids. Gene Ontology annotation, biological process: mRNA splicing, via spliceosome. The record is from RefSeq and is marked provisional. Gene Ontology annotation, cellular component: nucleus; spliceosomal complex.
GUUAAUUCCUCGGGUGCUGCAGUCACUGCGGGGCCGCACCGGUCCAAGGCCCAAGCCGGUCUUAUCAUUAGCACAGUUUCCCAUAAAAAAUGAGAAUAUUUAUAAGUAUGAAUAGUCUGAAGUACAUUACAUAGUUAAUAAUUAUUUGUUUCACGUCGGACGUGAACAUAGCCACAUUAAUUAUGCCAAAAGUUCGUAGAAGCCGGAAACCACCUCCUGAUGGAUGGGAACUUAUAGAACCUACUCUAGAAGAAUUGGAGCAAAAAAUGAGAGAAGCUGAAACUGAAUCACAUGAAGGCAAACGUAAAGUAGAAGCAUUGUGGCCAAUUUUCAAAAUUCAUAACCAGAAAUCAAGAUAUAUUUAUGAUUUGUUCCAUAGACGUAAAGCUAUUUCUAGAGAAUUGUAUGAUUUCUGUCUUCAAGAAAAAAUUGCUGAUCAAAAUUUAAUAGCAAAAUGGAAGAAACAAGGUUAUGAAAAUCUAUGUUGCCUUCGUUGUAUUCAAACUAGGGAUACAAAUUUUGGAACUAGCUGUAUAUGCCGAGUUCCAAAAUCUAAAUUAGAAGAAGGUCGAAUUGUGGAAUGUGUGCAUUGUGGAUGUAGAGGUUGUUCUGGCUAAACAAACACUAAAUACUAGUUAAAUCAUUAUUGUAUUAUUUUUAUUCUUAAUACAUGUAAUGAAUUUAUUUCUAUAUUAAUAUGUGUGUGGUAUAAGACUGAAAUUAAAACAGCAUACUAACUGAAAUCUUAAUAAGUUAGAUAUUUUUAAUUUCCAUAAUGAUAAUGUAAAGUAUGAAUUGCAUUCAUUUUUAAGAUAAACAUUUUUAAUAACAUAUAUUAUUGACUUUUCUUACUAUUAUAUCAAUAUAAAAUGUAUUGUGGUAUAACAUACCAUCAAAAUAUGUAUUUUGAAGGGUACCUAUAUACAUUAACUAUUUUACCAAAUAAUUGUUUGUUUUUAUGGGUACUAUACUAUUUCUCAUAUAACUAUAUAAAUAAUCUCAUGUGGCAUGCUUCCGAUAUGAUUCGGGCUUCUCCUAUUCAAGAUACUCAAUUAAACGUCUUAUACUUGUUCCGCUGUUUGCUAUUAUAAUUGUUAUAUAAUAUAGACUUAAGACCGUAUUGGUAUUUAGAAUUUUGGCGCCCAGGGGCACUUAUAAAAUGGCACUCCUCUUUUGGGGAGAAGGAAACAGGGCACUCCAGUGUUUAACAAAUUAAAAUUAUAAUCUUAUAUAAUAAAACACCGAAACAAACAUAAGAAUGCGUGAAGCUGUCGUAAUAUCUAUAUAACUAUAAAAGUAUAGCCUUACCUUGUAAUUUGUUUUAUUAUAAUAAUAUAACGGUACAAUACUACAA